Messenger RNA from Drosophila biarmipes, 6266 nucleotides. It is a transcript of the gene l(3)neo38, whose product is annotated as transcription factor che-1. Bases 1228 to 2583 code for a protein of 451 amino acids. Gene Ontology annotation, molecular function: RNA polymerase II cis-regulatory region sequence-specific DNA binding; DNA-binding transcription factor activity, RNA polymerase II-specific. The record is from RefSeq and is a predicted model, not a curated record. Gene Ontology annotation, cellular component: nucleus. Gene Ontology annotation, biological process: regulation of transcription by RNA polymerase II. The transcript is spliced from 6 exons. NCBI's taxonomy places the organism in Eukaryota, Metazoa, Arthropoda, Insecta, Diptera, Drosophilidae.
AUCGCGCACGAGCAUUCUGCCCAGCAAUCUGGCUGGCCAACUGACCAAGCCAAGCCAAUCUCGGGAGCAGGGGCCUGGGGCCAGUGUCAUAUGCCCGGCGCUCGGUGCAGCAGCGAAAUGUAAGGAACGUACAAAUAAACGCGCAUUUUCCAGAGAAGUAGAAAAACUUCCACCCUCAAAGCGGCACACACAGCGCACAAACACACGUACAGCAGUCGUACAAACACACGGCGAACUAAUACAAACAUGUUAACUAGCCCGGAGAGCGGGGACAAACAAGUGUGCCAUUAACCCCAGGCGCGCAGCAAACUAACCGGGAGAACACGGAGCCCCGAGAGCGGGGUGACCCAGCCCAAGCCAGCCGACACACCGAUAUACCCUGCAUGCCCCUGGGCACUGUCACUGUCAUUUGCGUCGCAGCGCUGCCGCCGCCGCCGCCGCCGUCCGCGUCGCAGUGCCUGGCCCAGUGUUUCCGCUUUCUUUCGCCUCGUUGUAAUGUUACUUUUAGUUUGAUGUCGGAGCCUCGUCAAGCCGGUCGCAAGCGAAACCGUAAGCGAGACUUUAGUGCGAUUCCGCUCCGUUCCGCCGGGGUGUGUGUGCGUGUUUAGUUCGAGUCGAGUCGCGCUGCGUCGCGUUGAGCUGAGAAUCGGAAUCGGAAUCGGAAUCAGAAUCCCCGAGUCCGAGUAUCCAGCGGAUUCGAGAAUCGAGAAUCGAAACCGAAAGUGGUUCUCCGCGUGCGAGUGAGUGAGUGUGUUGUGUUUGGGCCCGCUUUUCUGCUUUCCUGCUUUUCUGCUUUUCUACCCCCGAAAAAGCAAAGCACAGCAUAAAACUGUGCGCUCGUACGCGCGCUGUGUGUGUGUGUGCGUUAGAGGCGAGUGUGUGUGCGUUAGAGGUGAGUGUGUGUGUGUGGGAAGGGAAGAAAGGAGGCAAGCAAAAGAAAACCAACCCCCACCAGCGGCGGCGGAGAACAGGAAAACAACAACAGAGGCACACCACCGCCAACCGCCAACAGCCAACCGUCACCACCCACUCUUCGUCAUCGCCUUUCUCGCUGGUUGUAAAGGAAAUAAUCACAAAAAAUUCGGAAAUCCAAAAUAAAAACCCAAAUAAUAAAACAGUGCUUAAACCGAAACCAAUUUGAGGAUAAUCCCCGGGCCCCCGGAGGCCCCCUGAUUCCGCAAUCAACACAAUAAGCUCCACUGCCCGCCGAUCAUCCCCGAUCCUGACAUGAUGAACUUCUCCGCGUUCGGCGGCCCCUUCUCCGGCAUCCACCAGUUUGCCGCUAAAUUCGACGCCCAGACGCCCGGCGCCUUCGGCACGCCCCCCGCGGCCGCCGCGAAUGCAGCGGCCGCUGCGGCAGCGGCCGGCACCGAUAACCAUGUGCAGCGCUAUCAGACCAAUGGCAAUCACUUUAAUCAGAAUGUGCCCAACGUUUCGGCUGCCAACAACAUGCAAUAUGGCCAGAACAUCUCCAUACCGUACUCACAGCCGCAGGGCGAUCUGAACUUUCUCAAUGCAGCCGCUGCGGCCGAUCAUAAGGGUAAAAUCCAUCCAAAAAUCGAACGUGACCGGGAAGAAGUCCUCAACCAGCAGAUCCUGCAGAAUGUCAACCAAUCCUGGCAGACGCUGGCCAACACGGCCAACACGGUGGACUACUCGUCGCACCUGCUCUCCGCCACACUGCCCAUCUCCAUACAGCACUUCCUCAAGUACUCGGAGACCAUCAAGAAGGAGUCCACCGGCGAUGUCCUGAAGAACGGCACCAACCUGGCCAGCCUGGCGCUGGGGGGCGUGGCCCUGACACCCAGCAACAAUGGGGCCAACGGCGGCCAUCACAACGGACUGGUGGGCAUGGACCACGGCGGUCACAUGACCAACAUGACGGACGCCAACGGGGCGGCGCUGACGAAUGGCGGCACCAGCAACGGGGUCAAUGGCAAUGCCAACGGAGCGGUGACCAAUGGCGGAGCCGGCGCCGUCUCCAGCACCGGGUCCGUGGGCACCACGAACGCCAGCGGAGGCACGGGCACGGCCAGCGGCAAGAAGACCAAAAAGAAGAAACCACCAAAGGAGAAGAAGCCGCGCCCCAAGCCGGGCGAGAUCCGCGAGACGAAGGCGCUGGACGGCUCGACGCUCUACUGCUGCCCGGAGUGCCAGAUGGCCUACCCGGACCGCAGCCUCAUCGAGCAGCACGUCAUCUCGCACGCCGUGGAGCGGCGCUUCGUCUGCGACAUCUGCAACGCGGCGCUGAAGCGCAAGGACCACCUGACCAGGCACAAGCUCUCCCACAUACCGGACAGGCCGCACGUGUGCAAUAUCUGCAUGAAGUCCUUCAAGCGCAAGGAGCAGCUCACUCUGCACAUUGUCAUCCAUUCCGGCGAGAAAAAGCACGUAUGCAUUGAGUGUGGAAAAGGUUUCUAUCGCAAGGACCACUUGCGCAAGCACACGCGGUCGCACAUCGCCCGGCGGGUCAAGUCGGAGGUGUCGGCGCAGAACGUGAACGGGUCCUCCGGCGGCGGAGGAGGCGGCGGCGGCGGCGGAGGCGGCAACAGUGCGCAGAGCAACGCGCUGCACGGCUCCUGAGGAUCGUACAAGGACUUCUGGUAAACUCCCAGACGAAUUUCAAGCCAUAAGGGGCGGCCGGGCUGCUCCCACCGGAGGCUAGGGGGAUCCGUGUAUCACAGGGAGACUCAACUGACCACCAUUGGGAGCAGUCGUCUGCGGCUGCCUUUGAAAUUCGCUGGGGGCUUACCGGGGGUCCUGCUGAGCGUCACCCAACUCCAAUUACAAUAACCCUCAAAUAAACACGAGUUAUACUUACUGGAUGCAAGUAUUAGUACGAUUUUGUUCACGACACUUUCAGUUCUUUAGCUUUAGUUCUUUCAGUUGAGAUUUUCGCACAAAAAAUGAAAAAAGAAUAACAGUCGAGCAAAGUAUAGCAAUCGAAAUGUACAAAUCAGCAGAAUGACAGAUUUAAAUUCGAGUUUAGUAUGCGCAUAUGUUAAGGGAGGAAGAUAACGCCGCUUUAGUGUCGCUUUCGUUUCUUUUUGGGGAUCUGUGAUCUGUAGUCGCUGCAAAAACGAUGAUGAAAAGAAGAUGAGGCGAUCGAAAGCUGUUCUAAGAAUAAGUUAAUGUGUCUGCAACCGAUUCACUAUACAUGUAUGUGCAAUUUAUAAUCCUUUUGAUUUGCCUUUUGUUCGUUUGUUCAUUACUCUCCCUAGAGGACCGCAGGGGAACCUACACAAGAUUCUUAUUGAAUUGUGCACAUUUUUAAGGAAGUAAGAAGCUCUACAAGCGAAAUUUGUACUUCUAGUCUUGUAUUUUAUUUUACCGAUAGGCAUAGAGAGGGAAACCCGAAUCGAGGUCAUGUAAUCUUAAGCUUUUAAACUUGAAUGUUCAAAGGAAAGGAAAAACCUUCGACGCAGAGUCACGACACUCACACCAAACACUAGACAAAAAGCCGCAAUACGCAAUACGAACUUGCAUCUGGCAAGCCGAAAUGCCCAACUUCCAGCCAUCGUCAUUGCUUGCAACUGCAAUAUGCAACACUACACCUAUAUCCAGCUUACCAAUACUGAUUACCGAUUACCGAUAACACUGAUAACCACAAAUAGCGUUAAGAGCCACUUAUACAGCCCAUAGCAGCAGCAAUAGCCAUAGGUCAAAACGAAAAACAAUCUUACCGAAUCGCUAAACAUUAACAAUUGCAGAUGCAACAGCAAGGAGCAACAAUAACCGAGAACACAACUGUAUAAAAGGAUAUUUUUAUAUAUAUAAAUACAAAAAGAGAGAGCAUAUGAAAACCGAAUAGGAAUAAAGGCAUAAAACAAUAACCGAAAUAAAGUGCAAACACUUCGAGCAAGUGACAACGUAAUUUACUGUUCAAAUACAAAGCAUUUUGAGAUUAACGAUAAACGAUUAACGAUAACGUAACGAUUAAACCGAUUCAAGAGCAAACAUAGCAAUGCAGCAUAUUGCAACCCUGUAACUUGUAUAGUUAUACGAAGCUUCAACUAAAUACGCUAGCCUACAGAUACACCAUAUAUAGAUACAGAUACUGAUACACACACCUUCCUUGUUUCCGUCGAUCACUCGCAACUCGCCAAUGGCCCACUGGGCUCAAACCUAAGAACCGAAUCGAAUGGGUUAAUGUUUCACAUUCCAAGUAGAGGCACACUUUAGAGCGAUAGAUUCGGUAGAUACCUCUGGAUAAAUCGCCACUUCCCGAUGGGUUUGAGCCAGCGCGACAUUGCCCAGCAUUUUUCACGUUCUUAACCCCUUUUCCGGCACAUCUCUCACCAAAAAGGUACUUAAUCGGUACGAAAACUCGUGCAUUACAGCAUGCUACAGUGCGGAACGUAAUUGAAACACUUGCAGUGAAGUACAAAUAUUUUAACUACACACCCACGACACCACAGCAGUUUGCAGAAGCGGUAUUAGCCAAAAGGUAAUGGGAAAACGAAACAGAACUAAGCAAAUCUAAAUACAGUUACUACAGCAUAUUAUUAACGAGUUCUUUUGGCCCCAAAGCCAGGGGCUGGCAACCCCGUUCGUAAACAAUAACGUGACAACAUACAAAUAUAAAUAAUUAAGCAACCUUCACGGCGAACAGGCGCUAUUAUUUUGCCAUUGAUUUUCUUGGUCUCACUCAUUCACUCACCCACUCACUCUCUCUUGACACACUAAAUCGAAUAAGAGAUAUAAAACAAUAAGUUUAUAAAGAAAAAGUUGCAAUAAAUGACAAACAAAUGAAAUUAAAUCACUCAGGGAUAAAGCCUCCAAAAGAAAACAAAAAACAUAAAAUAAAAUGCAAUAUUUUAAAGGAAACGUAAUGAAAAACGAAAAAGAAAAAUUUAAUCUAAAGAAAAAGUACAUUUUAAAGUUAAAAAUAUUUUAGUAUAAUAACGAGAAGGACAAAGGAAAACAAAAAAAUGAAAAAUGGAAAAGUUUUAGAAAUUUGCACAAAUUUUGGCAUUUUAUAAACGCAAACCAAGCAUCAACCACAAACAAGGCAUAAAGUACGAAACAGAUGACGAAAUAGAAACAUAUUUUCUCACACCUCAUUGGCUUAUCGAAGGUAUAAAAUCGACAAUUACAGGAUAGACCAUCACCGACUUCAUAGGCAAACGGUCCGUGCAACUUUUAGUGCAUUUAAACAGAAGGUACAGAAAGUACAGUCAGUACAGAAAGUACAGUCAGUACAGUCAGUACACAAAGUACAGUCAGUACAGCAAAUAGAUGUUAGAGUGAAAGUGAAAAACGCGAGCAGUUCGUAUCUACAGGAGCUACAUAGGUAAUGCGGGGGUGCGCGGCCAAAGAUGGAGUUAAAUCGUAGUUAGAGGGGAUCAGAUCGUUCGUAAAGACCUUUUAUACAAACCGAAAGAAGAGUUAAUACUACCGAUUCGAAAACUGUACGUAUUGAAUUUAUGUUUAGUGUCUGCAGCAUGCGGGGGAUGUGAGGCGGAGGGAGCGACGGCGGGGAGCUAAGUACAUUUAAGGGUUAGAUUUUCUGCGAAAGGACUGAAGUUAAGGCAACGUAGCGUUUAAAUGCAAAAUUGAAUUGAAAAUUGAAAGAGACAAACCGAGUGUUAUGGAUAAUGGAGCGUGCGCGCAUGCGAUUGGUGACGAAAAUUACUUGUUUAAGGCUGGACUUAUGUAAUUUCGAGCGAUAGAAAGCGAUAGUAGCGAAACAAAACAUGUAAAAUGCAGAUACAAUAUUUUUAUAAUUAAAAACGGAACCCCCCUACCCGAAAGCGAACCCAACCCCUGAUCUUAAAUAUGUUUAAUUCAACUGCAAUUAUCGUUAAAGACGUAUUUACUGUUUGUGAUCCAGAACUCAUUGAUUAAACGUAAAUUGUUGCAUGGGCAAGGUUUGAAGCGCAGGUCCCCGGGUUCGCAAGGCACCCACAAGUACCCGCUGCCCGGGUCUCCAAGACGAGGAACCACGAGUCAAAGGCCGGGUUCAAAACCCGGCAGUGCGGCCUCAACGACUCGCAGCCAUGUUUCGGGGGCAAGCCGCGGGGCCUGCCCCCGAAAUGUACCUUCAAGGACCGAGGGUCGGGAGUACUUUUGGCCCCUCUGCGAACCCUAGAAGUAGAGCAGGAAACAGUAAAUUGUACUUAAUUGAAAAGGAUAUAAUAAAACACCGCCACUUUGAAAUAUAUUUACUUGAAUCAAAUAAUAUUAAUGAGUAUGUAUAACUUUGUACUUGAAUAAUAUUUUAUUUAUAUUUACCUUAAGUCAAUAAAAAUUCUAAUAAAUUAUAA